Messenger RNA from Trichechus manatus latirostris (Florida manatee), 1192 nucleotides. It is a transcript of the gene CUNH1orf52, whose product is annotated as chromosome unknown C1orf52 homolog. NCBI's taxonomy places the organism in Eukaryota, Metazoa, Chordata, Mammalia, Sirenia, Trichechidae. The coding region runs from base 4 to 552 and encodes 182 amino acids. The record is from RefSeq and is a predicted model, not a curated record. The transcript is spliced from 3 exons.
GUCAUGGCAGCCGACGAGAAGGACCCGUUGAGCUAUUUCGCGGCUUACGGGAGCAGCAGCUCAGGCUCCUCGGCCGAGGAGGACGACAGCGAGCCGGAGGAGACGAGUCGCAGGGCCCCGGAUCCGGCAAACCCUGCGGGCGGCUGUGGAAACAAGGCGGAGAAGCGGCUGCCGGGACCCGACGAGCUGUUCCGGAGCGUGACUCGCCCGGCCUUUCUCUACAAUCCUCUCAACAAGCAGAUAGACUGGGAGAGGCACGUUGUCAAGGCGCCUGAGGAGCCUCCAAAAGAAUUCAAAGUAUGGAAGUCAAACUACGUACCACCUCCGGAGACCUACACUACUGAAAAGAAGCCACCACCUCCAGAGCUGGAUAUGGCAAUAAAAUGGUCUAACAUAUAUGAGGACAAUGGUGAUGAUGCCCCCCAGAAUGCUAAGAAAGCCCGGCUUCUACCAGAGGGGGAGGAGACAGUGGAAUCAGAUGAUGAAAAAGAAGAGCAUACACCUAAAAAGCGCAAGAUGGAAUCAGGAGAACCAGCAAAGAAGAAAAAGUAGAAAAAAAAAAAGACAAAAAUUUCUGGACUGUGAAACUUGUUGAAAUGUUUCUUUGGGCAGAUUAAGUUAAUACUGUAAAUUAUUAUGACACAACAUCUCCAUGAAAGUGCAUAUGUUAAUUAACUAAUAAGUAUUGUCAUAGGAACUUUCCACUGAAGAACACAUUUUUUAUUUAAAACCUGUAUGUAUUUCAAACUCAAAUGGUGACUUGUGAUUGUGGAAUUGACAACACUUGGAUGCAUUCUUGCUAUCACAAAAUGGGUGACAUGCUUUGAGAGUUUUGUCAUGUGUUGACAUGCCAAUGUUUUAUGAACCUUUUAUAAAGGAAUAUAUUUUUAAAGUAAAUGUGUUGUAAUGUACUGUGAACUUGUAGGGUGCUUUUCAGCAGUGUACAGUGUAAAUAGAUCAUGGAAAUAAAAGUACUUAUUCAAUAUUACUAUUACUGUAUAACAUUAACAUUUAAAUAUUUGUGAUAAGUAGCGUCUUUGCCAGGUGACGUUUUAGGUUGUAAAAGUAUUACCGUUUAGGGAGUGCCUCCUAUGGUCCAGGUGUUUGUGUGUAUGUUAUCUCUGUUCCUUAACCUAGUAAAGUAAGUAUUAUUACCCUCAUUUUACAAUAAAGAGAGAUUAAGUAACUUGUC